Corticium candelabrum is the source of this 1326-nucleotide messenger RNA. RefSeq names its product transmembrane protein 116-like. The record is from RefSeq and is a predicted model, not a curated record. Gene Ontology annotation, biological process: adenylate cyclase-activating G protein-coupled receptor signaling pathway. Gene Ontology annotation, molecular function: G protein-coupled receptor activity. Lineage: Eukaryota; Metazoa; Porifera; Homoscleromorpha; Homosclerophorida; Plakinidae. Bases 55 to 1176 code for a protein of 373 amino acids. Gene Ontology annotation, cellular component: plasma membrane. The transcript is spliced from 13 exons.
CGCCUAUAGGGUGGUACUCUAAAUUUACUCAAUCCGUUACUUCUGGGUGGGAACAUGCAGCUGCUAGACACUUCACAGCAUGUAGAGGAAUGGGGAUUGCAAAAGGGAAUUGCUAUUACGUACCUAGUGACAACGUCAUUGAGUAUUCUUGGAUCAUUGUCAAUCGUUAUAUUUGUGCUACUGAGGGGCAAAGUGACUCGUGAGCAGGUUUUGCCAGUAUUUCACAUUGCAGCGGCAGACUGUAUUGCAUCAUGCAGUCUUUUUGGAAACACUGUGGCCUACCUGCUAGUAACUCGCAGUCAAGUCUCUGCAUCACCCAAUUUGAACGUCUCGCAAAACACAUUUAAUGACACAAUUAAGAGCUGUAGACUAGCAAGUGGAGCAGUGUUGUGUUGCUACUCCAUCACGUUUCUUCUCACACUAGCUUAUGCACUCUACUGGUACCUAACUAUCAGAAGCAAACUGAAAGUGGGUGUUGUUAACACGUCUGAAAACACACCACUGACUGGCUACAAUGACAAAGUUCGAUAUCGACUAUCAAGGAUUAUUUACUUUACAGCCUGGUUGCUGCCUGUUCUUGUGGCCAUAGUUGUUGCUGCAGUUUACGAAUUAGUCGUCUUACCAAGAGACAGAGAUAGAGGUGUAGGAGAAUUAUACCGAAGUCAAAUCUGGUGUAUUGAUGGUUGUCUUUCUUUGUUCAACAAUGGGUUUCAGAAAUGCCACACUACUAAGGAGCCUGAUACCUGGUUUGCAGUAUACAGACUUCUUUUUCAUGGUGUACUGCUCCUUGUACUAAUAACAAAUGUAAUAUUGUAUUACCUAAUCGUCAGAAUGUCAAAACUAAGUAUUCAACAAGAAGGAAUGCUAAAUGGUUUUCAGAGGGAAAGGCUAAAGAAUACACGUUGGAGAGUAUAUGGAUAUCAGAUUGUAUUUCUCAUCUGUUGGACUCCAAGUUUGAUAUUGGCAGUCUCGACAACAGUAGAAUGGGCCACAGAGUCUUCACUCUACUUAGGAAAGAAAAAGGAUCUUAUAACACCAGUUUAUUACUUUGUUCUCUACUACUUACAGGCUGUUACAGCCCCUCUGCAGGGAUUUCUCAAUGCUAUUGUCUAUGGAUGGAAACGAGAAGUUUUCAGAAGGCUUCUGACACUAAAUAGUUGCUGCAAUAAACGUUGACUGGACAGCAGCUUACUAAGGUAAAGAUCGACAACAAUCCUGAACAACCGAUUGAGUUUUGCUAUUAUUGUUAUAACUAUUACCAUUUUGUAGUCUCAUAUUUCAUAGUUUCAAAUGAGAUGUUUACAACACACAUGCUAAUAGUUGGUA